Messenger RNA from Biomphalaria glabrata, 2537 nucleotides. RefSeq lists its product as uncharacterized. The coding region runs from base 98 to 679 and encodes 193 amino acids. The transcript is spliced from 4 exons. The record is from RefSeq and is a predicted model, not a curated record. Lineage: Eukaryota; Metazoa; Mollusca; Gastropoda; Planorbidae.
UUACGCAAAUAUAAAUUCUGUUCCACCCAGUUCAGCUCUUAUCGAGAGCAAAGAUAACGUGGCCGCCAUUUGACCACAUUAUAUUAAUAAAGAGAAAAUGGCCGCCUGGAUUUUGAUUUACGCUCUAUUAUUUUCCUUAAUUGGCUCAGCUCUUGGAGAAUACUGCUACUACAAUUAUAACAGUUAUUUUACUUAUACUUACUCAUUAUGGUGUCCCUUUGGUUGUUGUGGAUCAGGUAGUUAUCGCUAUUGCUGCGUAACGAAUGUCGGCUACAUCGUUGGCCUUGUGAUAGGGAUAAUAGUUCUUCUGGUCAUCAUCAUUAGCGUGUCCUGUUGCUGUGUGAGGCAGAGAAGGCUAAGAGCCGCCCAAACGACCACUGUGGUGUCAGGGGCCACUACUGGAGCUAUCAUUACUUCUACAGGAAUGACAGCUAGUGCACCGCAAUAUCCUAUGACGGCAUACAACUAUGGAUACACUCCUGAAAACUACCAACAGCCAGGGAUGCCAUCGCAGUAUCCAACAUAUCUACCAAAUCAACAGUACCCAGCCAACCAGGGAUUUGGCUAUUCUAAUACGGAUGGAGCCAAGUUUGAGCCGCCAUCACAUCUUGCCAGUCCACCGCCAGCGUAUAAUUCUGCCGUUGGAGUAGGUCUUUACGAUACAGUGCAAAGUACUUAACAAUCGAUCACCAACAAAUUGUGUGUAAAUAUGUUCUUGUCCAUAUAUUGUAAAGCCGUUACUUGUGAUGUCAUUAUUCUAAAAAGUGUAAGUUUAAUCAUUGGUGCGCUUUUUAAGAGGUCUUCUUCUGUUGAGCAUUUUCUUUUUAUUUUCAUAAUUAUUAUUCCUUCAACAAAUAUAUAAUGUUCUUAGAGAUCUACUGUCAAUUUGUUUUUCUAUUAGUCUGAAGAAUAAAAUUCAAUUAAGCCUAGAUGUUUAUAUGUAUAAAGCAAUUAAGAACAUCCUUUGAAAAAUGUUUUAUUAUUCAUUUGGCCUAAUAGUUUUGAAAAACGUUUACUGAUGUUAUUUAUAGACUAGACUUGAUUCUAACAAUUAAUGUUUAAUGAAUAUGUAAAUAAUAUUUAAAAACACAUUUAACUAUUGACUUCUAACACGUUUUUAAUGUCAUGUUGUUGUUUUUUUUUAUAUAUUUUUCAAAAUAUGGUAAGAUUGACGAAUUAUAUGAAAGUGUAAUUUUCUUUGAAAGCUAUGUUCAAAUUCUAAACGAAAUAAUUCAUGGUGCCCUUUAGAAAUAUAUAUGCCUAUAUAUUCUACCAGAGUUGUCAGCUCUAGUGGAAAAGGACAAAACAAAAUGAGAGGUUGAAUCCAUCGCGUAGUUUAUUCCAAUACAUUUGGAAUCAAAACUAUAAUAAUAAGGCGAAUAUCUUGGAACCUGAAGUGAAAGAAGAGUUCAGAAUUAGUAAUUUCCUAUCUUCCCAAAGGAGAACGGAGAAGAUGAACAAAGUGUGUACCAAGUAAAGCAGACACAGGGCGGGCUCUUUUCUUAUUUAAAAUAUACUUCUAAUAUUCUGCAACAACUCCCUCCUUGGCUGCUUAAAUUUCUCGCUUUUUUUUUUUAUUUUCCCAAGAUACUAAUUUAAAUGACGCCACUAACUUCCUGCAACCAGCAAUGUCCUCGUAUACGGUUAAAUAUUUUAGUAACAUUGGGGCUAGUUGAAAUUAAAAAAGAAUGGACGCUUUUGAUUACAAACAUUCCAGGUCCUUGCCUUUUUUAUUUGAAAUUCAUUUGAUAAAUGAUAAUGUUGAUUUAAUUGUGUAUACCUUGCUAACAACUAUGAUAUGCUCAUAUUUAUUUAUAAAUACUAUUGAGUGUAAUUGUUUUUUUUUUUAAAACUAGGUCUAGUGAAACGAUGGUUUUGUUUUUGACAUUUCGUUAACAAAAAUUCAAAUUAACCGUAGAUCUACAAACAAAUCAUCAAUUUGGGGUCUGAAAUGACAAAGCGAAAUUGGAAACUAAAACAUAUCACAUAGCAUUCUUUUUUUCCUAGGAAAUAGUGUCCAGCUUUUCCACUUUCCAGUUUUCCAAAGUGAAAAGAGCUACAUGUAGUCAUUAGCAGCUUUUGUUGUUGUUUUUUUUUUGUUUUGUUUUUUUUUGGCUGUGUGUUCCAAUGUGUGAAAACUGGAGCUGCUUUUGUAUAAUGCAAACAAAAAUCUACGAAAUAUUUUGUAUAUUUCUGUACUAAAAAUACAUUUUUUUUCUUAAUUAUGGAUUGAUUUGGGUGAGAGAGUGCGCCAAGUGAAUAUUAUAGAACAAAGUAACUCUGGCGAGAAAUAGGGUGAAUAUAUUCUACAAUGUACAUGCUCUUGAGACUAUUUUGUAUGUUUGGGUGUGUGCUCUAAUUAAGAAAAAAAAAGUGAACAUCUUAUUUUAUUAGGUAUAUUGCAAGAUAUCCUCAAAAUUUUUUUUAUUAAAUUAUUUAUUAAUAUUAUCCUACAUGCGAUAAACAGUUAUUUAUUUCAUAACAUUAGCAUAUAUAAAGAAUAUAUUUUUUAUUAAAACUUUGUUAUCAGUACACAC